Quercus lobata is the source of this 924-nucleotide messenger RNA. RefSeq names its product putative disease resistance protein At3g14460. Lineage: Eukaryota; Viridiplantae; Streptophyta; Magnoliopsida; Fagales; Fagaceae. The transcript has 2 exons. The coding region runs from base 1 to 924 and encodes 307 amino acids. The record is from RefSeq and is a predicted model, not a curated record.
AUGGGUUCAUCUGAUGUUGAAGGUGGAGAAUUCCCUUGUUUGCACGAGCUUUCUAUACGAAGAUGCCCCAAGCUGAGGGAGAACUUACCCAAGCAAUUUCCUUCAAUAGUAAAAGUUGAGAUCUCUAAAUCUCAAGAGCUUGUGACUACACUUAUGACACAGGCCUCAAUUCACAAAAGGCUUUUACAUUAUCACGAUAAGGUUAUGUUCACAAGUGAUGAUAAAGUUGCGUCAUUCUCUGAGCAAAUGACCAUCUUUACAUCCGAAGGUGUUGUAGAAUCCUCACUGCCCCUGACUGAAGGUGCUACAGAAUGCCCCUUGACUCAAACUCAAACCUCGAACAACCAAGAUGGAAUGCAAGGCCUCUCCUCUUUUGAAAGCAUGAAAGUUUCAGAAAUAUCACAACUGUUGGAAUUGCCAUUAGGGUUGCAAAACCUCAAAAUUGAAGGAUGUGAUACGGAAUCUAAGUUUUUCCUACCUGCAGAGAAAACAAACCAAUAUGAAGAACUUGAAUAUUUUUGCAUAGGGAAUAGCUGUGAUUUCCUGAUAUCCCUCCCAUUAAGCUUCUUUCCAAAUCUUAUAACUCUUUCUAUAUGGGAUUGUGCAAAUCUAGAAUCCCUUUCAAUGCCAGAGGAAAUUCAGGAAAAUCCCACGUCUCUUGAGGCCUUGGAGAUCAGGGAUUGUCCUAAGCUAGUGUCUUUUCCAAAAGGAGGAUUGCCUACCCCAAAACUGACAUCUAUUUGGUUCUCCAAUUGCAAGAAUCUCAAGGAACUGCCUCAUCAGUUGCACACACUCAUUUCUCUGCAUUCAAUGUUUAUAAAUAAUUGUCCAGAACUUGUGUCACUUUCAGAAACAGGUUUGCCUUCAAAACUAAGUUUACUCAGUAUCACUUUCUGCAACAAACUCAUGCUUGGGAAGGAGUAG